AUGUCGGGUAUAGUAAGGCGAUUGCGGCGAACAAAUAAGAAAGCAGCUAAAUAUCGCUUUACUGCUGCUUUACAAGAACUUCGUUUAGCCGUUGAUGAUGAAUCGCACGCGCCUGAAACCGUCCUGGUUUCUUUUAUGCACAGGCGGAGGAAAAUUACUUCUCGUGAACGACAAUGGGAGGCAUCAUUAAGCAAACCUGAACAAAGCGUAAUUAUAUGGCCAGAGCAAGCCCCCGAACACGUUGAUAUAUUAACAACACUCUAUAAAUCUGCUUCUGAGGAUGCUUUCGAUGACAAAGAAUGGACUAUUGUGGUGGAAGAAAUAAACAAAAAAGGGAAACGUCGGCCUAUUGCUGCUGUUUCCUUAAAUAUUCGUCUUUUCGUGAUGGAAUCUCCUGAUCAAAGAACUCAGUUGAAACUUAAGUUACGCCCCUUGUGUGUUCAUCUCACGUAUUGCUCAUUGGAAAUCGUCUUGAGCAGUAAUUUGGUUAAAGAAGGAUUCAGAGAUGAUAUCAGUCGGGCUUCUUCCGUAUCCCAGACGGAAAGGAAUUCAAGAGAAAUUAGUGUCAGCGAUGGUUGCAAUGAGCAAAAAGAUACAGCUUUACUAUCAGCUGGACAACAGAUAGCAGCUGUUACCGAAAGUAUUAAGCACUGGAGUGAUAAUACUGUUGAUGUUUUGCCACCUGUGGAAGAACAUAUAACUCAUCCAUCAGAAAUAAGCAAGGAAAGACCACCUUGGCGUAUUCCUAAUGGAGCUGCUAAAGAAGUGACAGUUCAAGAACCUGCUAAGGUAUCCACUCAAGUUGUUUUUAAAGUCAAUGAAAAAAGUCAACCAGUUUUUGUUCCUGAAAAAGAGAAGACAGCACUCGUCCCAGAGCCUUUAGCUCCACCAAGAAAUCGGUCUCACUCUCCUCGAGCUCCUUCACGUGAACGAAAGUUGGAGAAGGUUGAAGGAGAGUCAUUACAAGCUUGGGCUAAGCGUAUAGCAGCAGGGUAUUAUAAUGUUAAGCUCAAUGAUUCCGCAAAAUGCUGGCAGAAUGGUCUAGCGUUAUGUGCUAUUAUUCAUGCUUAUCGCCCUGAUCUCAUAGACUAUGAUAGGUUGGACUUCUCUGACUCUUUGCCGUGUAGAAAAAAUAAUGUUAAAAAGGCAUUAGCUGCUGCUCAACUGAUCGGUCUGAAUGACAUUCCCGACGAAAGCUACAUACUUACCCCAGAUAAAAAAAUUAUAAAUGCUUUGCUUGAUAGAAUGAGAAGGACAUUUGAAGGAAUCGGCGAACUGUCUGCGCCUACUACAGCAGUGUCUGAUCAUAGAAUAUCUCAACUGUUCCCUGUUUCUGAAUCAGAGAUGAAAGUGAUAGAUGAAAUUCGCAGGAUGAAGGAGAGAAGAGAAGCUAACGAAGAUGAAAUGGUUGAUAAAGUGAUGAACCAGAAGGAAGCAGAAGAUUCCCAAAGUGCUGACGAAAACGCUGAAACGGAUGGUAAACUCGAGCAAGAUUUGCCCACUUUCAGUUUGUCUACUCCUCGUCUAUCUAGCAUUCGCACUUCGGGUCGUUCAAUCAGUCCAUCAAAGCAGGAACAGCUAAGGUUAAAAGCCAAACAGAUGCUUGAAAACCCUAUGCAAAGCGUCACAGAAACAACGAAUCCGGAUAAUGAUAAGAGGCGAGAAGAAGCGAGGCGUUUGAUUCAGACUGCAGUGAGCACCCCGGUAACAGCUAGCAGUAAGUUUCGAGCUUCAACUCUUUCAUUGAGAUCUAAUUUGACUCGUUCCGGAUCUACUCGUUCAAGAACUUCAUUAGGCGGUUCUGCUACUGAUUUACGGAAAAUUGAAUUAGUUCGACCCUCUGUUACUAUCCAAUCGUUCAAAAAGAGGGAUCCUUCACCCGUCUUACAGAGAAAACAAUAUGAGUUUGACAGUCCAAUUAUUCCGGCGAUGGGACGACCGACUCAAAUGUUGAGUGAUAGGAUAAAGCAAAGUGUCGGAGCCGGAGAAACCGCUUUUGACCGCGUGAAACGUUACGGGAGCAUGCGAGGACAAGAACUUCGUGAUAGCAUUUCGACUAUUGCUAAAAGCUAUGGAAUACAAGAUCCUCUAAGAGGGUCGCAGCAAUCAUUAAAUGAACAUGCUACACCUACAAAAAAAAUAGACAAGUUGCAGUGGGAGAGAGAUGUAGAGGAUCAAGAAGGGUGUCAGAGAAAACAAGAAGACAUUACAUCUAGAUUAGCUGAUAUAACACAGCAGGCUGAUGCUAUUCAAAACAAAAUUAGAGAAACAGAGAAAGGAAGUUUAGAAGAAGAAAUGUUAUUGGAAACAUAUCUUCGACUAACUGAGGAGAAAAAUUCUUUAGUCGGUCAACAGGAGUACUUUAAUAUUAUAGAAAACAUUAGGCAAGUAACAAAAGAUAUUGAGAAACUGAAUAGUGAACUAGUGGAAAUUACAAAAAAUACUGCUGACGACGAAGAUUAUUACAAGCCUAUUGACGAGAAGGAAAGAACAGAUCGUGUUAUGAAGUCCUAUUUAGAAGCCAUAGAUAGGAAAGAAGACCUCAUGAAGAUGCUUUUCGCAACAGAAGUCCAAUUAAGAGAAGAUGAGGAACGCUAUAACUCUUUAACACUUGAGCGUGUUAGUAAUUUUAUCCGUGGAUCUGAAGGUCCAUUAACUGCAAGUAAACGAAUUAUGACUUGGCUCAGGGGAUAG
Molecule: messenger RNA, 2694 nt
Organism: Auanema sp. JU1783
Lineage: Eukaryota; Metazoa; Nematoda; Chromadorea; Rhabditida; Rhabditidae
Source: the annotation of a GenBank genome assembly